AAGACGCAAGAUUUGGGAUGCCAAAGAGAUACAAAAUGAAACCUUGUUGCAAAAUAGAUUUCUGUAGGCAGUGAACAUAGCUAUAGAAAUUGAAAGAAGCCAGACAUUAUCAAUCAAUAAUCUCUUAUUAAAAUACCACCGAGUGCUCCUAAAACAGUAGAGAGCCACUUGUCAGGCCUAAAGGUGUUGGGGAAAUUGUCAAGGCAACCCACCACCCAAUAGGAGCAGACUGAAGCUGCCUAUCUUGGGCUUCUGAGGAUUCAAAAAACUCUUUGGCUUUAAAUCACUGCAGAGGAAGAAGCCGGAGCAAGGUGUGCACACUUGUGGCCCAUCUUCACGUCCAGGCCAUCCAGGACUGGGAUACUGAAAUCUCCCAAGGUGAAGACAAUGAUCCGCUUUCCAAUGAAAAUUGGGGUAAUUUUUUUGUUUUUUUUCAUGGAAUCUCUGCUCUACAUGUCCAUUUAUUCAGCUCCUGUAAAUUCCUGUGACCCAGCUAAGAGGAUCAUUAUAAGGAGCCUUGAUAUGGAUGACAAAAGGCACGAAGCGCAACACGAGAGUGUUCCUAACAAUAUCGAUGCAGGACACGAACCAGAGGAGAUUGAUAAGGAAAUGGAACAUAUGGAUAAGUCACUUCAAAAUUCUUUAAGGAAACAAUUCAAUGGGAAUAGAGAUUCUACAAAUCCUGACAUGUACAACGAAGAGACAUACACUGAAUCAAAUGAAUUUUUGAUGGAUCGUUCUCCAGAGAAGAAAGGAAUCAACUGGGACGAAGUGAUUCAUAAACGGCCUCUUCUUGCAGAAGUCAUUUCGCUGGGAUGUUUAUCUUUCCUGUUUGCUUUGACUGGUGGUGCAGCUCUGUGGUUAACCAUAUAUACGCACCUAAAACGUGAGGAAACCAGAGAGCUUGAUGAUCUUGCUGAAAAGCUUAUGCCAUUAAAAACAACAAAAAAACCUGAGAAGCCAAAGGAACCAGUUGCCAAGCCCAGAGAAAAGGAAAGGGAGUUCAAAUCAUUACUCCAUGCAGUUUUGAAGAAUGACAGGAAGCAAAGGAGACGUAGAAAAUGCAUGAGACCAAAUUCCAGGUUGAAUUUAACAAGAAGAAAACUAUUUGCUAAUAAGAAAAGAAGUGAGAAUUUAGAAGUCCACAUGCAAGACGUUAAAAUUCCAAAAAUGAAUCAGCCAAUUGGAGACAUGUUUGAGAAGGAGAAUCCAGACAGAGAGGAAAUGCAAGCUGGUGAGAUGAAGAAACAGGUCAUGGAGUCACCAGACCUUGCUGAUCAGACCCCAACCAAAAUGCUCAGCUUUCCAAAGUCCAACGUGAAGUGAAAAAAAAAAAAAGCCAGUUGGAAAUGAAAAUGGAAGCAGGGAGGAGGGGAAUAAAAUGGUGUUAAGUCUUA
This is a messenger RNA of Antechinus flavipes (yellow-footed antechinus), 1397 nucleotides long. RefSeq lists its product as uncharacterized. Lineage: Eukaryota; Metazoa; Chordata; Mammalia; Dasyuromorphia; Dasyuridae. The transcript has 8 exons. The coding region runs from base 388 to 1326 and encodes 312 amino acids. The record is from RefSeq and is a predicted model, not a curated record.